This is a messenger RNA of Pieris macdunnoughi, 654 nucleotides long. Lineage: Eukaryota; Metazoa; Arthropoda; Insecta; Lepidoptera; Pieridae. The record is from the annotation of a GenBank genome assembly.
AUGGAAAAAAGGCGUCGCGCGCGCAUCAAUAAUUGUCUCAACGAGCUCAAGGCGCUGAUCCUCGAUGCGAUGAAAAAAGACCCCGCCAGGCAUUCGAAGCUUGAGAAGGCCGACAUUCUGGAGAUGACGGUGAAGCAUUUGGAAGGUUUGCGAACAGAAGGCACCGGAUCACCUGACAGGUUCAAGGCGGGAUAUCGUCAUUGUGUAUCUGAGGUUGCGAAAUUCCCGGGUCUUGAGACUGGGUUGAAGAGGCGCUUAGUGAGACACUUGGAAGGAUGUGUUAAUACAACAGGACCCAGACCCGCUGCGGCGCCCACUCCUCCUUCUGAUGUCGAAGAUGUUAAUCCUCCACAGCACUCGGCUAUUUUCAUCUCAGCAGGUGCCGGUUCUGGUGUACGCUUGGUGCCCACGCGUCUACCCAAUGGAGACAUCGCUCUGGUCCUACCAGCUGGAGUCAACGCUGGUACCCUAAGCGCCGUACCUUCACUUGUACCAUUGUCGCCUCGAGGUGCAUCAUCAGCCGCUUCAGAGCCGCGCUGUUUCUCCCCCGAUAGCUCAGGCUGGGAUACACCCCCACCACCUACAGAGGAAUCAUCACCUUUAGCGUUAGUUACUCGAAGACCUGCUGAAGAAAAGCCUUGGAGACCCUGGUGA